This is a messenger RNA of Motacilla alba alba, 1489 nucleotides long. RefSeq names its product C-type lectin domain family 2 member D-like. The record is from RefSeq and is a predicted model, not a curated record. Lineage: Eukaryota; Metazoa; Chordata; Aves; Passeriformes; Motacillidae. The transcript is spliced from 6 exons. The coding region runs from base 125 to 937 and encodes 270 amino acids.
CAGCAGCACCAGCACCCGGCGCGGCGGCUGCGGAGAUCGGAGGCGGCUCCAGCCCAGGAUACCUUCACCGGGGUGUAAAGCUGCUCCCGAGGCCGAGCUCCCAAAGGCUUUACCUGCGCUCCUGAUGCCGCCGUGGGAAGCUGCUAUUUGUUCCACGCUGAGAGAUGUCGGCUGUGAGCUGGAGGAGAGUGAUGUCUGCUCCAUUCAAGUUGAGAAGGAGCCCCCGCAUCUCCAGGAGGGACCGGCAGCCGGGGUUCCGCACUUGCCUGGGGCACAAGAAGCCACUCGGCACAAGCAGGGGGAUGCCCCUUGUGAGCGCGCAGUGAGUGAAGAUGUGGAGAGUGGAUUCUGCAGCAGGGAUGGGAGUGUGAGGGAGCCCCUGGCUGCCCAGGGCACAUCAGCAACCGGCAACGAACACAAAAGGGACCUCAGAAGAUUCCUGGGUGAACGGCUCAGGCGCCAUCCCGAGGGCACGGCGCUGCUGAUCCUGCUGCUGCUGCUGCUGCUGGCUCUGCUGGUGGCCUUGGCUGUGCUGGCAGCACCGCAGGCUCCAGUGACAGCUGCCACUCCACAGUGUGUUCUGGGCUGUCCCUUUGACUGGGUUGGGCACAAGGGGGUCUGCUACUACUUCUCAAGAGAUUACGGCACCUGGGAGCAGGGUCAGGAACGCUGCUCCGAGCUCAACGCCUCCCUGGCCAUUGCCAAGGAUGAGGGGGCCAUGGAUUUGCUCUUCCGCCUCCGCGGGAACGGCGAUUACUGGCUCGGGCUGCGCAGACGGGGCCAGCGCCUGCACUGGGGGGACGGCAGCAGCUACAGCUCCCGGGUUCCUGUCCUCGGUAAUUCCGACUGCGUGUUCCUGGCUGAGAAGAAAUUCAGGAGUGUGAUGUGCUCAAAUCCGCAGCCGUAUGUCUGCAGCAAGGCCCAAGCUCCCCUGUGACGGGGGCUGCAGAAAGGACCUUCUCCACGCUGGGCAGUGCCAGCUUCCCCUCUCAGCCCAGCCCAGGGCUGUCCUUCCUCAGCUGCACCCUGUGCCUUGCACUGCCUCUCAGGGUCACCUCAGUGCCUGUCCAUCCCCAGAGCCAGCGCUGGGCUGGGGCUGCAAAGGAAACGUCUCUGCAAUCCAUCCUGCCACCCAUGCUGCCUGCAGGGAGUGCAGUGCCCUCAUGGCACAACAAGCUGAGAUGGGAAAUCCAAAUCGCCCUGGCCUCUUGGAAAUCAUCACAAACUGGCCUGAGUGUGACACUUUUGCACUUUUCUUGAAGAGGAAGAGGAGCAGCUGACACGUGCUGAGCAGGAGUCCCACUUCUGGCAUCAGGCACCUGCCUGUGAAGAAGGCUCUGUCAGCUGCUGGCUCUGUCUUUCUCUCUCUCAGCUUUGGAGGAGGACGGUCAGAGCGGCUGCUUGGGGCAGGGAAUUCGCUGUGGACUGCAUUUGUGUUCUGUUUGGGGUUAAUGCUCUGCUUGGUGGUGCUUGUUUGCUUUGUUUGUUU